UGGUCUUAGUGAUUGUGAUUCCAGCACAGACUGUAGCCACGUAAGCGAAGUUUGUUGUUUCUUAUUGAUUGAGUGGGUCUGUCGUGUUGUACGAACUUGGAGUUUUUUUGUCGUCAUGUAAUCGCUGCCUGAUCUGGUUCGGGGUCUCUGCUCAAGCCUCUUCUCUUGGCAUGCGUCAGGUGUGUUGUGACAUCAUUGGAAAUGGGUGUGAUCUUGUUUGCUGCAGUGGUUCGAGCAAGAGAUGGACUACCUCUUUCAGCCUCUACAGAUUUUGAAGACAACCAAGGAUUGCAGGAGAGCAAAAAAUAUCUGAAAUUACUAUCAAAGAAACUUAACCACUUUCCAGAUAGGUGUACACUGAAAAAUGGGCGAUAUAAUGUAAAUUUUAUCAGUUCGUUGGGAGUAAGCUACAUGAUGAUUUGCAACGAGAAUUACCCCAAUGUUCUGGCAUUCUGUUUCUUGGAUGAGCUGCAGAAGGAGUUCAUUACUACUUAUGAAAUGAAAAGGAUAAACACAGCCAUCAGACCUUACACUUUGAUUGAAUUUGAUAAUUUUAUCCAGAAAACCAAACAAAGAUAUAAUAAUCCAAGGUCUCUUUCUACAAAAUUAAACCUCUCUGAAAUGCAGACAGAAAUCAAGCUGAGACCACCUCAUCAGAUUUGUGCAUCUGAGCUGGGAACUGUAAAUGGGUUUACUAAUUCAUCGGUUUCCAAGUACAAAGAAAUUGCUCAUCACCAAAGACUGGAACCAGUGACACUUUCGGGAAUUAUCUCUUGUGUUCUUAGCCUUUUGUGUGCAGCUCUAAAUUUGAUUCGUGGUUUUCAUGCUAUAGAAGGCUGUUUGCAGAAUGAAGAUGAUGAUUUCAGCUAUGUCCUUGCAUUUUUCCUUGGCACAGUGGCAUGCUUAUAUCAGUGUUAUCUUCUUCUGUAUGGCACACUAUGGAGGAAUCUCAAGUCAUUCCUUGUUUUUGGCUUAAUCUGCUUGUGUAAUAUGUACCUAUAUGAACUUCGCAAUCUCUGGCAAAUCUUAUUUCAUGUGACCAUAGCAGUAUUUGCAACACUACAAAUACGAAUGAGACAGCCUGAAGGAAAAUGCCCUGACUACAAUGUUUGAAGGAUGUUCUGGAAGUGCCUAAAAUGUAGAAUGUCAUUUCUUAUCUCAGGAACUGUCUUUUCAACAAAGAAGAAAAGAUGCUUCAAAUGAUGGAGUAAAAGCCCGAAUGCUACAUAGUACAGGUAGCAAUCAGUAGGCAGUGAGACUCUUUCUCUUUUUGAGACUAAAAUUGUGCUCAUUCCCAGGAUGUAACAUGGCUCACAUUUGCACAGGACAUCUGGAAACCAAAUUCAUCCUUGUCUGGGAUGUAAAAAAAAAAAUAUAUAUAUAUAUAUAUAUAUAUAUAUAUAUAUAUAUAUAUGCGCAAGGGAACAGUAUUUAAACAUAAUGAACAGAGCCAUUCCUAUUGUCGCACCUUUCUUUUUAUGGCUUUGGCUUGUGAUUUUAAGGAACAAAUACACUUUGUAACUGGUAAAAAUGUUAAGCAUAGAGAAUAGAAUUACAAGAAGUCUGUGCUUAAUAGAUGGUACCUAAAUGUGUGUGAAAUAACAGAAAGAAGUAGAAUAUAUAUUUAUAUGGAAGUUUCUAGAAUUUUUAGAGCAUUAUAAGUAUUUAAUUGCAACACUUAAUAGAAGAUGUGUGGAUCAUACUAUACUCCUUUGUGACAUUGUAAUAUUGCAUUUUCUUUCAGCAGUAUUUUAUUCUUCUCCCAAGGGUUUAUGGGGGGAAAAAGCUAAUAUACUGCCACUGUCACUCUAAUUUCACAGCUGGUGUGCAUUGCCACACUGGUGUCUUUGAACUAAUUGCUGCUCAGAACAGUGAAAUUAAAAACAAGGAAGAUUGCCAUAGAUUAACAUUUAAGAGAGGCACAGUGGUGCAGCGGUUUACGUUUUCCCUCACAGCAAGAUGUUCUCCAGUUCAGUUUUCAACUGGGGUGCCUUCUGUGCAGAGUCUGCAUGUCCUCCCUGCAUUCAUGUUGGUUUUCUGUGGUUGCUCCGACUUCCUCCCAUGUUACAAAGACAUGCAUCUGGAGCAUUUCUUCCUGAGCCACCACUGAAAAUUUGCUCAUUCCAAAUCAGACUUUCCCUGUAAACAAAUGUAAAAUAAAUAAAAUAAAUAAGCUGCUCUGUGUAUUCAUGAUUGAUCAAAAUACCCAUAUGUAAAUCAAUACUGUAGAAUACAGAUUUUGGCCAUGGGUCUGUCCCCAGGAUUUGAUGAGUGGCUUCAAUGACAGAGUAAAUGUCAGUGAAGGUAUGGGAGCGAGUAACUGAUUUUGUGUCACCUAUUUUGAAGGAGUAGGUUGGCAGUAUCGCACUGCAGAAAGGCUCAGAAGUGCAGUUCCAUGUGCAGAAACAUUGGAUAGGUGUUUGAAAGGGGCUGAGCAAACUGUUAAAUACUGCACUGCUUUCUAGUUGAGCAUCGUGGGUAUGCAUAAGUGUACUCACUCCUCUCACUCAUUGUAGUGGGCACUGCAAACGUCUGUUUAGGAGCACAACAAAAAAUUCUUCUUAGCCUACAAGAUGAUAACUGUUAUCCCUGGUUCAUGUCUUCAUCUAAGAUGCAGUAACCUCAAAAACUGAUUGGUAUUUAAGAUAGUACAGUAUAGUCUAGCUUUGUAUCUGCCUCCUAGAGCUGUGGAUGUCAACCUAUUUUUUUUUCUUUUCCAUAAUCUGGUAGGUGGGCUGGUCAGUUGAAUCCUUGCUGUCAAAUGUCAAAUUUCAGAGGAGAAAAGUAUAAAAUUAGGCAAAUAUAUGUAGCUUGGGAUUUACAGUUACAGUGCAGGGAAUGUGUAUAUAUAGGUAGCAAAAGACAAUUGUUUAUUUACAGUUAAGAUAUGCUGAUUCCUGUCACUUUGAAGUCGUACAUUCAGCAAAGGCACAGCUUUCAGUUAUCAUAUCUGAAAUUAAGACAAAUUGAGUAUGUUCUGUCAUCCGUUUUGCUGGAAAUAUGAAUAUCUAGAUUCAUUAAGUAGAUCAGUUUAGCAUUAUAGCCAGUCAGCAUCUGUUGUUUCUUUACUACAGUUGGUAGGUAAUUCCGGGUCUGUAUCACUUUGUCAAAAUGGCAGAAGUUCAAACACCAUAUGUUCAAACUUCUAACCUCGAAGUGCAAAACCAUCGAAGGCUUAGAACAGCAAAAUUUUUCCCAGGGAAAAAAAAAAUCGCUGUUCCAAGAAACACACAACACAAGCACACCAAAAAAACAGCAAUCCACACACAUACACUAAACUGCACAUACACUACUAUCUAUCAGCUUAGAAAAAGAUGUUGGUAAGUCAGCUCCAAGGGCUAGGCACAUGCAGGUACAAAAGUUCAGGUAGCUGUAGGUUAUAGUCCAAUCCAAUGUACUUAAUACCAGAAGUUAUAAAAACACUGCUUUAUUCACCAAGCCAAAAUAAAAGUAAAACGCUGCCUAUCCACUUACCUUAACCCAAACCCUAAUGUCCGUCACUAUCGCACACUCACCUGAUCC
Molecule: messenger RNA, 3522 nt
Organism: Protopterus annectens (West African lungfish)
Lineage: Eukaryota; Metazoa; Chordata; Ceratodontiformes; Protopteridae
Gene: SEC22A
Product: SEC22 homolog A, vesicle trafficking protein
Exons: 7
Coding region: 202-1113 (303 amino acids)
Biological process (GO): endoplasmic reticulum to Golgi vesicle-mediated transport
Source: RefSeq, a predicted model, not a curated record